This is a messenger RNA of Eubalaena glacialis (North Atlantic right whale), 972 nucleotides long. RefSeq names its product glycoprotein A33 (gene GPA33). NCBI's taxonomy places the organism in Eukaryota, Metazoa, Chordata, Mammalia, Artiodactyla, Balaenidae. The record is from RefSeq and is a predicted model, not a curated record. The transcript has 7 exons. Gene Ontology annotation, cellular component: plasma membrane. Bases 13 to 972 code for a protein of 319 amino acids.
GGACGCAAGACCAUGGAGGGGAAGAUGCAGCCCGUGCUGUGGAUGCUCUGUGCAGUCUGGGUGACUGUCCACGCCAUCUCUGUGGAAACCCCAAAGGAUGUUCUUCGGGCUGCUCGGGGAAAGAGCGUUACCCUUCCAUGCACCUACCAAACUUCCUCCCUCAACCGAGAAGGAUUUAUCCAAUGGGACAAGCUUCUAAGGAGUCAUACGGAAAGGGUGCUCAUCUGGACAUUUUCGACCAAAACCUACAUCUACGGUGAUCUUUAUCAGAACCGUGCCAAUGUAUCGAGCAACGUCGAGCAGUCAGACGCCUCCAUCACCAUUGACCGGUUGACCAUGGAUGACAACGGCACGUACGAGUGCUCCGUCUCGCUGCUGUUGGACCUGGAUGGCGUCUCCAAGUCACGCGUCCGCCUCUUGGUCCUGGUGCCACCCUCCAAGCCAGACUGCAGCAUCGAGGGAGAGACUGUGAUUGGGAACAACAUCCAGCUGACCUGCCAAUCAAAGGAGGGCUCCCCAGCCCCUCAGUACAGCUGGAGAAGUUAUGAUGUCCUGCACCAGGAGCGUAAAGUCGCACCAGUCACAGGACAGAUCUUCUCUCUGAAGAACAUCUCCACAGAAAUGUCGGGUUACUACAUCUGCACCUCCAGCAAUGAUGUAGGGAUGGAGUCCUGCAACAUCACUGUGGCUGUCAGACCUCCCUCCAUGAAUGUGGCCCUGUACGCGGGCAUCGCGGGGGGCGUGGCCGCGACACUCAUCAUCAUCGGCAUCAUCGUCUACUGCUGCUGCUGCCGGGAGACUGGCAAGGCUGAGGAUGCGGAGGUCACGCGGCCGAAUCGGGCGGGCUACCAGGAGCCACCAGAGCAGCUGACAGAGCUUUCCAGAAGACAGGAAGAGGAGGGCGAGGAUGACUACAGGAAUGAAGACCAGAGGGACCCCAGCCAAGAGUCCCUUGACCAGGCUGGCCGAUGA